Limanda limanda (common dab) is the source of this 2696-nucleotide messenger RNA. RefSeq names its product cadherin 17, LI cadherin (liver-intestine) (gene cdh17). The transcript is spliced from 19 exons. The coding region runs from base 65 to 2671 and encodes 868 amino acids. Gene Ontology annotation, molecular function: cadherin binding; calcium ion binding. The record is from RefSeq and is a predicted model, not a curated record. NCBI's taxonomy places the organism in Eukaryota, Metazoa, Chordata, Actinopteri, Pleuronectiformes, Pleuronectidae. Gene Ontology annotation, biological process: cell-cell junction assembly; multicellular organism development; calcium-dependent cell-cell adhesion. Gene Ontology annotation, cellular component: adherens junction; plasma membrane; catenin complex.
GCUGCUCUGAUCCUUCCGAGGGCUGAGGAGUGAUUCACUCGAUCUCUCCAGGAAGACUGUGAUCAUGACACCCAUGGUGCAUCUGUUGUUGCUCCCACUCCUGUUCAGCAUUGCUGGUGGGAAGAACCUGGAGGAGAAGAAAGGCCCGUUUGAGAACACAGUGCUGGAUGUGCCAGAGGGGACACUGGUGCCGUAUCCCAUUUAUCAGUUCCAAGUGACACAUCCAGGUGUGAAUAGUUUCCGGCUGAGUGGAGAAGGUCAGGAAGACAUCAAGAUUUCAAAUGACGGCUGGCUCUUCCUGGAGAGACCACUGGACUGGUCUCGAGAUAACCAUUACAUUAUCAAGGCGGAGGCGCUAGUAGAUGAUGAAGUGGUGGAUGGUCCAGUUUACGUGACCAUAAAUGUGUUGGACAUCAACAACAAGGCUCCAACCUUCGACCAGAGUGACUACACGGCUGUGGUUAGAGAACACAGUGCAGCGGGUACCGCAUUCACCCGUGUGUUUGCAUCGGACGCGGACGACCCCGAGACUCCUAAUGCUCAUCUGCGCUACAGCCUGGUCAGCCAGGUGCCCACUAAAAACCACAUCCUCCUGUUCCAGAUCGACCCCAACACCGGAGAGAUCUCCACCACAGAAGAAGGCGAAAACGGGAUAAAGGCCAGAGAGAGCAUCCGGUAUGCCCGGGGAGAAGAUCAGAGCAUCGAGGCUCUGAAGACAAAGUUUGAAGACUACUGUCCAAUGCAGAAGGUUCCUUAUGAACAGAAUCCCUUCUUCACCUGCGUGGAGAGAGCAGAAAUAAAGAGGAGGAAUAUGGACCCCAUGGACAACCCGGACUACAUCCUGUUUGUGCGUGUGCAGGAUCUGGGAGGCGAGUCGGAGAACGCCCUGACUGGAAACACCAAAGUUCACAUUAUUGUGCAGCAAAACCUGUGGGUCAACCCUGGACCAAUAACUGUGAAAGAGAACUUAAAUGGAAUUUAUCCUCUGACCAUUGGAAAGGUCCAGUCCAACGAGCCAGAGGCCGUCUACAGUUUGGUGCAGAAAGAGCGAGAGCUGAAAUUCCCCUUCCAGAUCGCAGAAAAUGGAGAAAUCCUCCUGACAGAGCCGCUGGACAGAGAAGACAAGGACAUGUACAUCCUGGUGGUGUUUGCGAAGGACACCAAUAACGAAGAGGUGGAUCGGCCCUUGGAGAUUCAGGUCUUGGUGGAGGACGAGAAUGACAAUGAACCAGUGUGUGAAAACGAGGAGAGUGUGUUUGAGGUGCAGGAGAACGAGCCUGUGGGCAGCCUGAUAGGACAGCUGAUGGCCCAUGAUGACGAUCAACCCGGGACGAUGAAUUCUCACCUGACUUACACCCUCCUGCCCGAAGAUCCAUCCACCCCAAACAAAGUCUUCUCCAUCGACGCUGCCUCUGGAAGAAUUCAGGCGUUGAGCAUGCUACAGCGAAAAGAACAGCAGGUCUACAUGCUGGAUGUGAGAGUCAGCGACCCAGGUUCCAGUGUGGACUGCAAAGUGGUCGUCAAGGUCAUCGAUGUCAACAACGAGAUGCCUGAGUUUGAGAAGAUGGAUUAUGGCAGCCACACUCUGGCAGAGGACACCCCCGUGGGACACACUGUGGUGACCAUCACAGCCGCGGACGCUGACGACCCAGACAGCGGCAGCUCCCGCAUCGAGUUCCACAUCACCGCCGGCGACGAUGAGGACGUGUUUGCCGUGGAAACUGACGGCAAUGGUGUCGGUCAGGUGGUCAUAGUCAAGCCUUUGGACUUCGAGGCGUCUCCCACCUACAGGCUCCAGAUCGACGCUCGUAACCCCGAGCCGCUGAUGACAGGCCUGGAGUACGGCGUCGAAUCCACGACCUUCGUCACCGUGUCCGUCACCGACGUGGACGAGGCCCCGGAGUUCAGCCUGGACAUCCUGGACGUGACCGUACCCGAGAACACCACCAAGGGAUCGGUGCUGCUCAAUGUGGAGGCAAAGGACCCAGAGGGCAAAGAGAUCAGCUUCAAGUUGGAGGGUGACACUCGUGGCUGGCUGGAGAUCGAUGCGGCCACAGGACAGAUCAAGACCAAAGACAAGCUGGACAAGGAGACCGUGGAGGCCUUCGAUGUCACCAUCACUGCAUUUGAGAAAGAGAACCCCACGAUGUCUUCUGAGCGUGUCCUGUCCGUGCGGCUGCUGGACGUGAACGACAACAUCCCCAAACUGAUAGAGACAGAGUCCUUCAUUUGCGCAGGCAAUCCCAAACCUGUCAUCCUCAGGGCCCAAGAUGCAGACAGCCCCCCCUUCUCCCAGCCCUUCACCUUCUCCUUCGCCAAGAAGUCACCCAACUGGGACCUGAGCCGUGUGGACGAUACAUCAGCUAGACUGACCCUGAGGAAAUCACCGACUGAAGAUAGAACCUUUCCACUUGCCAUCAACAUUAAAGACAACGCAGGGAUGGGAGUCUCCCAGCGGUUUGAGGUGAGAGUGUGUAACUGCACCGCUCUGGGCUACUGCUUCAUGGCACCAGAAGAUCGGGCCUUCAGAUACGGGAUGGGACCCACCAUCGGGAUCCUGGCCGGCACAGUGGGAUUCUGCCUUCUUGUCUUCAUCAUAGUGAUCAAACGCGCAAAUAAAAAGGGCAAGAAGCAAGAAGGAACGACUGAGGACGGGAACGCCCUGAUGUAGAGACUACAACCACACACACACACAC